GAUGCGUUUCAACUCAACGCUGUAAUUGACCGAUUAUCGCCAGAGAAAUUGGUCUCCAUCACCAAAUCUAUUUGUGAAAAAUGUCCAGCUGCCAGAGAGCUCUUUAGUGAUUCCCUCUUCGUGAGCGAGUCCGAGGUUCCCAACUCAGGGGCAGCCCGCGCUGGAGCUUCUAGUACAGGCAACAAUGAGAGCGAAAGAGAGAUUACAUCUUCCGCAAAGUCUGUCAAUCUCAAAAGGAAACAAGCAAAUUAUGAUCUCUGCGUAAACUGCGAGAAGAAAUUUGAUGUUACCGAAAAUUCUCCGAAUAGCUGUUCCUAUCACCCAGCCAACAUGUGGUAG
This is a messenger RNA of Penicillium waksmanii, 339 nucleotides long. RefSeq lists its product as uncharacterized. The transcript is spliced from 2 exons. NCBI's taxonomy places the organism in Eukaryota, Fungi, Ascomycota, Eurotiomycetes, Eurotiales, Aspergillaceae. The record is from RefSeq and is a predicted model, not a curated record. The annotation marks the transcript as partial.